AUUUGGUAGUGCACAUAGAUAUGUAAAGGUUUGUAUCUCGAGUUAGACGUAGGGCAUGUUGAAUUUAGCGUGCGUGGAUUUGUAAAGAACAAUAUUAUAAUUAUUACAUCAAUGUUCGUUUCAUAAAAUAUAGUACUGGCGUUAGAGCUACAUCCAUAGCAGUAUGAGUGACGAAAAUAAAAGAGGACAAAAAAGGAAAAAGAAAAAUUACUAUCGAACUUUGCCAAAAAAGGGAAGAAGAGGACAUCUCGAGCCUGGGAUGAAAGGUUUUCUGGUGACAUGUAAUAACAAAGAAAGAGAAUGUAUAAGAGAAGCUUAUAACGUGCUUAAUGAAUAUGCUGAUAAAAUAUAUGGCCCUGAAAUGUGUCAUGGAGAUGUUUCUGAUGACCACGACAUACAAGACUUGUUAGAAAAAGAGCUUCAAGCACUUCAAAAGACCAACAAGACUGAACGGCGUUUUCAGCAGGUGGAUACCAAUGUCAAGAACUGUUUGUUUAUUGAGACUAAAGUUAUUGACCCCUGUCAACUAGUUUCUACCAUCUUGGACGAUAUCAGGAGCACUCAGAAGCAAAAGACGAGAUAUCUCUUACGAAUGAUUCCUGUGUCGGCAACAUGUAAGGCUUUUGUGGAGAACAUAAAAAAAUCUGUGUCUGUGGUACUGGAUGAGUAUCAAGACUCAUGGAGAAGACAUGUUGGAGAAGACAAUUCUUCUCCUUCAUUUGCUAUAAUCUUUAAGGCUAGACACAAUAAUAGUCUUAGCAGAGAAGAAGUUAUACGAGCGGUACUACAAGUGACAAAGGUGAAAAAACCCGAUUGGCAGCCUGACUUGAAGGAUCCUCUUUUAGUAAUAUUGGUUGAAGUAGUCCAGUCAGUUUGUUGUUUAAGUAUACUGAAGAACUAUUUCUUCUUUAGGAAAUAUAACCUUAUAGAGUUAUUAAGGUCUCCGUGUUUACAGUCCCUCACUAGAGAGGAAUGCACCCAAGGAACAGAAAAACAAGACACUGGACAAAAUGAAAUAUGUGUCAAUGAAAAAACAGAUAUGACGGGCAUUGAAUCAAAACAGAGUGAAUUAGAAACUUCAAAAGACACGGGUCAUUCUAACGAUAUUCCCAUACUUGAUGAUACCGACUCUUUCAAAUCACCCAUAACUAGCAAAGGAGAAAAAAUUUCUGAUGUGUAGUGUGAGAAGAACAGUGAAUAAGAUGCAUGAUUUAGAAUAAAUAUCAAUGAAAACUAAUAAUGACCAGAUUUUGAAUUUCAGUGUAACAAGAAAAAUCAGUUUUAUUUCCUAAUAAAAAAAUUGGUUCUAAUGCACUGACCAGCUUGUGAAGUUUGUGUAAGCACUGCAUCUCUGUUGUAGUUAUAUCUAACACUACUUUAGUCAAGUCAAACGAACCUUCAACCAAGCAGGUUAUGGUGUAUUGAACCUUUUUGUGUGCUUCGUUUGCUUUAAUAAAAAUAUAUAUAAAAAAACAGUUAAAAGUAUGGUUAUAAUGAAAAUGGUUUUUCCUAACUACUAAGCAUUACUGUGUAUACGAUGCAAGUGAUUUCGUCUACAUUAUUAAAAAGCACCACCUAAUACAGUGGCUGCACUGUAACAGAAAAAGUUUGUAAUAAAAUUUACCACUAGGAAAAUUGAAA
Messenger RNA from Limulus polyphemus (Atlantic horseshoe crab), 1641 nucleotides. Its product is annotated as THUMP domain-containing protein 1-like. The transcript has 3 exons. Gene Ontology annotation, biological process: tRNA modification. NCBI's taxonomy places the organism in Eukaryota, Metazoa, Arthropoda, Merostomata, Xiphosura, Limulidae. Gene Ontology annotation, molecular function: RNA binding. The record is from RefSeq and is a predicted model, not a curated record. Bases 164 to 1180 code for a protein of 338 amino acids.